Messenger RNA from Paramecium pentaurelia, 1280 nucleotides. The record is from the annotation of a GenBank genome assembly. Lineage: Eukaryota; Ciliophora; Oligohymenophorea; Peniculida; Parameciidae.
AUGUAAUUAUCAACUUCUAUCUCUAAAAUUAGCAAUAUUAAUGUUAAUAUUCAAAGUGGGAAUAUUACUGAAUAGUAAGAUGUUGAUGCAAUUGUGCUUCCAACAAACCCACUAUUAUUCAAAGAGCCUGGGGUUUCUGCAGAAAUAUUUUAGAAAUGUGGAUAAGAUAAGCUUGAAAAAGCACUUAAAAAGCUUAAGGAAAAAGAAAAAUUAAAAAGAAAAUAGGAGAAUGGAUAAAUUGAAUAGCCAGGGUUAUUUAAUAAUAAGAAAGAGAAAUAAUUGAUCUUAGACUUUAGUUAAUUUUUAGCUAUGAAAUAAUAAGAAGAAUAAGAAGAAGAAAUUGUAGAUAUUAGAUUUAAUAUUGGUUAUGUAGAUUGUGUUAAGAGUUAUAAAUUAAAAAUUGAACGAUAAAUAAAAAAUAUUCUAAUUGUAGUUGAACCAGAGAAUUUUAAUGAAUAAUUAAUAGUAUAGUCUAUAAAAAAUAUGUAAUUUAAAUAAAAUAUAUUUUAGAAUUAUUAAAUCAAACGAAUUAGGAUUUAAAAAAGUGGCUGUUCCUAUUUUAUGUUAAUUUGAUGAUAAUUUUGAACCAAAGGUUUGGGCUUUUUAAUAUAAGAAAGCAUUUUUUGAUGUUUAAUAAUAAUUACAACUUAAAAAUUAAAUAGAAAUUAUUAUACCUUGUCAUACUGAAGAAAUACUUUAUGGAUUUUAAAAAACAUUUUAAUCAUCUGAAUAUGUCAAGGCAACAAAUAUAUAUAUUACGGAUAUAUCAAAUGUAGAAGUAUUAGUAAAUCCAGUGAAUUAAAAUAAUCCAUAUUUUGGAGCAAGUGGGAAAAUAAUAGAAAAGGCUGGAUCUGCUCUUGAAUAAGAUAUUAGAUAAUAAGUAGUUAGAGGGAAUAAAUGGAUUCUAUCAAAGAGUUUUAGAUUAUAAGAACAAAAUAUUAAAUAUAUAUUAACAUUUAUUGGUCCUGUAUAAUAGAGGAAAACAAGAGCUGAUAAAUUACAAUACUUUUUUUAAAAAAUGUAAUGAUCUUUUUAAAAAUAAUAGAUUAUAAAUAUGCAAUGAUUAAUUAAAAGUUGAAUCAAUUUGUAUUCCAUUAUUAGCAAUACCAUAAGCAAUAUUUGAGUAAAAGGAAAAUCAAAAUUUUUUACUUAAUAGAAUUCCUUUGGCUUUAAAAGAUGCAAUUUUAGAAUUUGAAAAGUAGAAAAAAAAACAUAAAUAAAUUUUGAUAUCUAUUUAGGAUGAUUAAUUGAGGGAGUUCUGUAUUUAAUUAUUCUAAUGA